Messenger RNA from Staurois parvus, 787 nucleotides. Lineage: Eukaryota; Metazoa; Chordata; Amphibia; Anura; Ranidae. The record is from the annotation of a GenBank genome assembly.
AUGCUGGACCUGAGCACAGUAUUGCUUCUGGCAGCAGGUGCUCUGUUUGCUUAUAUUUUAUAUAUUGUUCUGCACGAUCAACGGCGUGCAUAUGCCAAAAUUGUCUAUCACGAAAUUACAAUUAGAAUCAAGGAUCUCUUAAUUAAUCAAGCAAAGGAACAGCGAGUCUUGCAGUUUGUGGUGGAGAAUGCAGUGCGCGGAGACCCUCAAAGCGUGGUGGAUCAUAUUGACAAGUACUGCAGCCAAAAGGAAUGGGCCAUGAAUGUGGGGGAUCAAAAAGGCCUGAUCCUGGACAAUGUAGUGAAAGAGACCAACCCAAACACAUUACUUGAACUGGGCACCUACUGUGGAUACUCAACAGUCCGAAUAGCACGACUCUUAAAGCCGGGAGCUCGUUUUCUUACUGUAGAAUUUAACCCUGCAUAUGCUUCUGUAGCCAAACAGAUAAUUGAGUUUGCUGGACUUAAAGACAAGGUUCAGAUAUUGGAAGGCAGCACACAUGAUAUUAUCCCCCAGCUGAAGAAGAAAUAUGAAGUGGACACUCUGGAUUUUGUAUUUGUGGAUCACUGGAAGGAAAAAAUAUUUACCAGAUACCCAACUUAUGGAGAAAUGUGGUUUGCUCAAAAAGGGCUCUGUCAUCCUUGCAGACAACGUCAUUGUUCCCGGGGCGCCAGACUUUUUGGAACAUGUCCGUACUUGUGGCCGCUAUGACUGCACACACUAUCCAUCAUUUUUGGAGUAUAUGAGUGAGAAAGAUGCACUAGAGAAGGCUGUGUUUAGAGGAUAG